Molecule: messenger RNA, 2912 nt
Organism: Neogale vison (American mink)
Lineage: Eukaryota; Metazoa; Chordata; Mammalia; Carnivora; Mustelidae
Product: anion exchange protein 2-like
Exons: 16
Biological process (GO): regulation of intracellular pH; bicarbonate transport; transmembrane transport
Cellular component (GO): plasma membrane; apical plasma membrane; basolateral plasma membrane
Molecular function (GO): monoatomic anion transmembrane transporter activity; solute:inorganic anion antiporter activity
Source: RefSeq, a predicted model, not a curated record
GUGUUUGUGGAGCUGAAUGAGUUGCUGCUGGACAAAAACCAGGAGCCUCAGUGGCGGGAAACAGCACGCUGGAUCAAGUUUGAGGAGGAUGUGGAGGAGGAGACGGAGCGCUGGGGGAAGCCCCAUGUGGCCUCCCUCUCCUUCCGCAGCCUCCUGGAGCUCCGCCGGACCCUGGCCCACGGGGCCGUGCUUUUGGACCUGGACCAGCAGACCCUGCCCGGGGUGGCCCACCAGGUGGUGGAGCAGAUGGUCAUCUCCGACCAGAUCAAGGCCGAGGACAGAGCCAACGUGCUGCGGGCCCUGCUCCUGAAGCACAGCCACCCAAGUGACGAGAAGGACUUCUCCUUCCCUCGAAACAUCUCAGCCGGCUCCCUUGGCUCCCUGCUGGGGCAUCACCACGGCCAGGGGGCCGAGAGUGAUCCCCAUGUCACUGAGCCUCUCAUUGGAGGUGUCCCCGAGACUCGGCUAGAGGUGGAACGAGAGCGGGAGCUGCCACCCUCAGCCCCACCGGCGGGCAUCACGCGCUCCAAGUCCAAGCACGAACUGAAGCUCCUGGAGAAGAUCCCCGAGAAUGCCGAGGCCACAGUGGUCCUUGUGGGCUGCGUAGAGUUCCUGUCCCGCCCCACCAUGGCCUUCGUGCGGCUGCGGGAGGCCGUGGAGCUGGACGCGGUGCUGGAGGUACCCGUGCCCGUGCGUUUCCUCUUCCUGCUUCUGGGCCCGAGCAGCGCCAACAUGGACUACCACGAGAUCGGCCGCUCCAUCUCCACGCUCAUGUCCGACAAGCAAUUCCACGAGGCAGCCUACCUGGCUGACGAGCGGGAGGACCUGCUGGCCGCCAUCAACGCCUUCCUGGACUGCAGCGUGGUGCUGCCGCCCUCGGAAGUGCAGGGCGAGGAGCUGCUGCGCUCCGUCGCCCACUUCCAACGCCAGAUGCUCAAGAAGCGGGAAGAGCAGGGCCGGCUGUUGCCCCCUGGGGCUGGACUGGAGCCCAAGUCAGCACAGGAGAAGGCGCUCCUGCAGAUGGUAGAGGUGGCAGAUGCAGUGGAAGACGAUCCCCUCCGGCGGACGGGCCGGCCCUUCGGGGGCCUGAUCCGAGAUGUGCGGCGCCGCUAUCCCCACUACCUGAGCGACUUUCGGGACGCGCUCGACCCCCAGUGCCUGGCUGCUGUCAUCUUCAUCUACUUCGCCGCCCUGUCUCCUGCCAUCACCUUCGGGGGCCUGCUGGGAGAGAAGACUCAGGACCUGAUUGGGGUGUCAGAGCUGAUCAUGUCCACGGCGCUGCAGGGCGUCGUCUUCUGCCUGCUGGGGGCCCAGCCGCUGCUGGUGAUCGGCUUCUCCGGGCCCCUGCUGGUCUUCGAGGAAGCCUUCUUCUCGUUCUGCAGCAGCAACAACCUAGAGUACCUGGUAGGCCGCGUGUGGAUCGGCUUCUGGCUGGUGCUCCUGGCCCUGCUCAUGGUGGCCCUGGAGGGGAGCUUCCUGGUGCGCUUCGUGUCCCGUUUCACCCAGGAGAUCUUUGCUUUCCUCAUCUCCCUCAUCUUCAUCUAUGAGACGUUCUACAAGCUGGUUAAGAUCUUCCAGGAGCACCCCCUCCACGGCUGUUUGGUCGCCAACAGCUCUGAGGUGGACAGCGAGAACAGCACGUGGCGUGCGACAGGAGCUGCGCUGGGACCAGGGAACGGGAGCUCUGCGGGCCCAGCCGGGCAGGGGAGGCCCCGGGGUCAGCCCAACACCGCCCUGCUGUCGCUGGUGCUCAUGGCCGGCACCUUCUUUAUCGCUUUUUUCCUGCGCAAAUUCAAGAAUAGCCGGUUCUUCCCUGGCCGGGUGCGGCGGGUGAUUGGGGACUUUGGGGUGCCCAUCGCGAUCCUCAUCAUGGUGCUGGUGGAUUACAGCAUUGAGGACACCUAUACCCAGAAGCUGAGCGUGCCCAGUGGCGUCUCCGUGACAGCCCCAGAGAAGCGGGGCUGGGUCAUCAACCCCCUAGGGGAGAACAGCUCCUUCCCCGUGUGGAUGAUGGUUGCCAGCCUGCUACCGGCUAUCCUGGUCUUCAUUCUGAUCUUCAUGGAGACACAGAUCACCACGCUGAUCAUCUCCAAGAAGGAGCGGAUGCUGCAGAAGGGCUCCGGCUUCCACCUGGACCUGCUGCUCAUCGUGGCCAUGGGCGGCAUCUGUGCCCUCUUUGGCCUGCCCUGGCUGGCUGCUGCCACCGUGCGCUCCGUCACUCACGCCAACGCGCUCACCGUGAUGAGCAAGGCUGUGGCGCCUGGGGACAAGCCCAAGAUCCAGGAGGUCAAGGAGCAGCGGGUAACUGGGCUGCUGGUUGCCCUGCUUGUAGGUCUCUCCUUGGUUAUCGGGGAUCUGCUCCGGCAGAUCCCCCUGGCCGUGCUCUUUGGAAUCUUUCUGUACAUGGGAGUCACCUCCCUUAACGGGAUCCAGUUCUAUGAGCGGCUCCACCUGCUGCUCAUGCCCCCCAAACACCACCCAGAUGUGACCUACGUCAAGAAGGUUCGGACCCUCCGAAUGCACCUGUUCACAGCCCUGCAGCUGCUGUGCUUGGCCCUGCUCUGGGCAGUCAUGUCCACGGCCGCCUCCCUGGCCUUCCCCUUCAUCCUCAUCCUCACGGUGCCCCUUCGCAUGGUGGUGCUCACGCGCAUCUUCACAGAGCGAGAGAUGAAAUGCCUGGAUGCUAAUGAGGCGGAGCCAGUGUUCGAUGAGCGGGAGGGCGUGGACGAGUACAACGAGAUGCCCAUGCCUGUGUAGCUGCUGCCCGGACCAACAGCCAAGGGACAGAUGGACAGAGGGAGCAGGGGCUUGGGGUGGGGGGGGCUCUCUCUAGCCCUCCCUCGUUUUUAUUUAAGUGAAUAAUUUAAAGUCCCCAUACCACCCCCACAGUAAAGCGCUUCGGCCCCCACCUA